Molecule: messenger RNA, 3045 nt
Organism: Solea solea (common sole)
Lineage: Eukaryota; Metazoa; Chordata; Actinopteri; Pleuronectiformes; Soleidae
Product: protocadherin-15-like
Exons: 1
Coding region: 1021-2163 (380 amino acids)
Source: RefSeq, a predicted model, not a curated record
UACAGUCGUUGGGUGGAAUCCACAUAUCUGGAAAAUUCUCUCUGACCCAACGAAAAAUAAAACUUGUACUAAAGUUUAAUGUAGCGUAGCAUAGCCUCCUUUUAAAUUGUGUUGUCUGCCAGCCUUGCAGCUUCAAGGGAAGUGAAGGAACUACAUUACUGCAUCCAGUGACAGUGAAUCCAGUGAAAUAAUGGCUUCUAAAUCUUAUACUUUAUUAUUCUCUGUUCUUAAAUGAAAUCGUAGCCGACACGAUUUUCACGUUUAUGCUAAAUAUAACAGUGAAUAUAUAAAUAUGAUGUAUUACUAUAUCUGAGGGAAAACCCUCCUGUAUGAUAAAGACGUGUGCCUUCAAUGGGAGUUGAUCACAUCCUUUCACAGUCUCAUGUUAAGUCAAGUACAAUUUCGGUGCAGAAAAUGAAUAGGGUUUCUAUUCAACUGCUAUACUCUGAAGAAUACGCUGAAGACUGAAGGUUAUGUCGAGUUAUUUAAAAUCAUUAAGUUGUUGAGCUUGUUAUUGAACGUUACAGCACUAGAGUUUGGUUUAGAUGCAGGCGCAGAACACCGCUGCUUUCACCUCGCCUUACCCUUUUUUUUGCUUCGCUCGCUCUUAAACCAUCAAUCUUCUACUUGUUUCAAGUCUAUUUCUUUUUUCCUUUUUUCACCCUCACCUUUCAUCGCGGCAGGGCUAAAAAGUCUCUCACUGAGGAGGCCGACCACCAGAGGAUUUUUAACUCCUUUGCCUGUCGCGCCGUUGCAGCCCUCGGCAACGGAGAGCUGCGCGUCAACUUGCCCCGGUCGGAGAGCAACGUGACCUUUCUCUCCGACUGCAACCCGCGAACCACGCACAACCCCGUCUACGACGACAACAGUGCCCCCUGCAGUCCUCAUGGCUGUGAGCGAGGGGUGAGUCCUCGGGGAAAAAGGCUUUUCUCCUUUUCUCCCUCCUACUCAGCUGAGUCAGUGCCGGCUCGUAUUCACGAAGGGCUGCAGAGUUACCCUGUGCCAAGGAGACACGCGCUCAUGGACCAGGCCGACUGGGAGCAGCAGAUACUCAGGGGGAUGAGAAUCAGGAGUUCAGACGCACUUGACAUGAGUGGCAGCACGGAGACCAAGUUAUCAGUGAGAGAGCAGGCCAAGCAUUUUGAGCAACAGGCCCAGCAGGAACAAAGCCUCAAGCAGAACAGAGAGUCCCACUGCUCCCUCUCCUCUAUCCUUCUCAGAGACAGAGACAGCAACGAAACGCUGGAGCUGACCCCGGAGACCCUGCUCUCCAUCAUGGAUUACUCCUACAGCCCCACAUCAGUCGGUAGAGACGGGCCCCCCGGCUUUGGAGAGGAGUCGUGGCCCCAACAACCGACUCCACCCGUCCUCAGGAGGUUCAGCACCAGCAUCUCCAGCUACAUGGCAGCACAGCCCUGUCAGAUCACCGUGGAGAUCAUACCCGACCCGCCGGAAAUCCCUGCGCCUCCUCCUCCUCCUCCUCCACAACAGCCACAACCUCCUCAAACAUCUCCUCCCUCCAGUCCACCACCUUCUCCAGCUCCAGCCUCCUCGCUUCCUAAACCACAACCUUCACCUCCGUCCCCUCCUCCUCCUCCUCCUCCUCCUGAACACAAACCACGUGCUCCACUUCCUCCUGACCAUAAACCACGUGCUCCGCCUCCUCCGCCUCCUCUUCCCCCUCCUCCCCCCCCUCCCCCUCCCUCACCUUCUAUCAAUCAGCUGUACCCCGUCCAGUUUGUCCCCACCUCUUUACCGUCCCUGUCUUCGCUUCGGCCCGUCUCGGAGCGAAAGCACCCUCGUCCCCUCGACCCCCCGCAAUCCGACGUUGGGAAAAAGAAGGAGCUCAGAGGAAUCCUGAAAAACCUCCAGAACCUCGCCGACAUCGAGCGGUCGGUCGCCAACCUGUACAGCCAAGUGGACAAGAACUGCAAGGUGCCCACUUUUAACAAGAAGCAGGAAGUGACUGACGAGUUUGAGGAUCCGCAGACGUCUGAUCCGGCGCCAAAAAGGACGAACUCUUCCGUCCAAAUGAAUGCAAACUGUUCCGAGAGUGAAACGAGUGAAGGGAACGCGGCUGCCAAGGUUCAGCCGACGAACCCGGACGGAUCAAAAAGUGCAGAACUUGAUGAUCACCUAUCCUCUCAAUUCACGAUUUUGUGACUUUCUCCUUCAUACUCUCAUUAUUUCCAUUUCUACUUUUCCAUGCCUGUUUCUUUUUCUUUUUCCCGUUAUGUCUUCACACAAGUUGUAGGAUUUUAUACGAGCAUGUACCAGGACAAAGAACAGUGGCUGUGAGACUGCGGCUUUCUACACGUACCUUUGUGUGAAAAUGUAAUUUUAGUGCCACCUGCCAAGUAAUGUGCUCAGUUCAGUCACAGCGACUGUACAAUCUGCUUAUAAGCUUGAAUUAGAACGUUAAAUUGCAUACGCCGGCUGAUUACAGGUUCAUUUGCAAUGUUUAAUGAUCUGAAAUGCAAUUAGAUGCAACAAUAUUGGGAACUAUUCCCCCAGAGUUCACAGAUUAGUCAGAACACCAUGUGAAAAUAUGUGUGAUAUUUAAACUCAUUCUAAUAACAUUAUAAUUUUAUACUCAAAAUUACUUACUAAGCCAAUUUUUUUUUUCUUUUUCUUUUUCUUUCCUGCGGUCUGUGGGUCUGGUUUAAAGCAUUAAAAUGUAAGAUGUUGUUGCUUCGUUGCAUCAAAAUUUUAAAUUAGGCAAAUUUUUAUUAGGCUAAUAAUUUCCUUCAGGAGUGCAUAUUCUGUGAAAUUCAGGAGGGAUGUUGAUGAAACACUUUAAUAAAGUUAUUGCAGUAAUUUAAGCUCAUAUAUGUAACAUUUUUAUUAUUUUAAGGUGUCACAAAUUUAUGGAAAAAACAUACACCGAGAUAUUCUGAGGUAAUAACAGAUCAUGGACAAUAAAAGCACGGACAUCGAUUGGAUAUGUAGGUGAGAUUAUUAUUAUUAUUGAUCAGCAAUAAGGAGACAGGAUUUACACAAAAUAAUCUGCUGUUGAAUGCAGAAGAUCUAGUAUAUUAGAAUUUA